GGAUCACCUAGGUAAGUUUGAUCCCAAAGCGGAUGAUGGUUAUUUUGUAGGAUACUCAUCUAUAAGCAAAGCAUUUAGGGUAUUUAAUGUUCGUCUUCAAAAAGUAGAUGAAUCCAUUCAUGUCACUUUUGAUGAAAGUUCAUCUGCUUUAAAAGACAUACAAUCCUCCUCAUAUGAAGAAGUUUUCAGUAAGUUCACCAAUCCCUCCAAUGAGGAAGCUGACUCAUUUUCCGAUGCACCUUGUACCUUACCUGAAUGUCUUCAGCAGACAUCUCAUGAUACAUCAGUGUGUACUGAUGAGGAACAAGUUGUUGCUCAUGUUUACUCAAUUGAGCCAGUUGAACCUAUUUUGAGAUCAAUCCAGGUCUCCUCAGCCAAUGAUAGAUCGUUGACUAAGGAUGUUCAUGCUGCUGAUCUCGCUGAUGAUGAGUUUCAUGAUGCCUCAGCAAAUGCUGAGAAUAUGGAGUCUGCUGAUGACUCCAACAUCAAUGAUAACUCAACUCAGUCAAAUAACUCAACUGAUCAUCCUGUCGCUGAACCCACUGUCACUAUCGACCUUUCUUCAUACAAUCCUCUUCCUUCUGUCUCCAUCACCCCAUCUUCUGCUGAUACUCAACUAGGUUCUUCAAGUGUUCCUUCACUUAGGUGGACAACUAGUCACCCCGCUCACCAAGUCAUUGGUGAUCCUCAGCAGGGUAUUGUCACUCGAUUAGCGACAAGAAACACAUGUCUUUAUGAAAAGUAUAUUCGAGACAUGUUGGCUAAGUUUGAUAUGUAUGAUAUUUCUCCGAAGCCAACUCCCAUGUCUCCUCCCAAUAAUGUCCAUGCUGAUCCUGAUAGUAAGCAUGUGAACCCCACUCACUAA
Messenger RNA from Erigeron canadensis, 865 nucleotides. Its product is annotated as flocculation protein FLO11-like. The annotation marks the transcript as partial. Lineage: Eukaryota; Viridiplantae; Streptophyta; Magnoliopsida; Asterales; Asteraceae. The transcript has 2 exons. The record is from RefSeq and is a predicted model, not a curated record.